Molecule: messenger RNA, 2150 nt
Organism: Linum tenue
Lineage: Eukaryota; Viridiplantae; Streptophyta; Magnoliopsida; Malpighiales; Linaceae
Source: the annotation of a GenBank genome assembly
GUUUGAUUCUCCUUUCUCCCAUUUGUUGGCUACUUGCAAUCCCCGCGCCAACCAGCAGCGGCAGUGCUUCUCGUUCUCUCCUAAACCCUAAACCCUAGCUGACCAGUAGAGCUAGCAACACGAAGAAACGCUCACUAGGGAGUUCUUGGUCGGACCAGCUUCCUCUAUCUGAAUACGUUUCGUUCUUUCUAGGUCUGAUGUCUCCUGCUGCACUUAGCAAGAAGAAGGGCUUAAAAUCAAGCCUGUCUCCUGCCGCACUUAGCAAGAAGAAGGGCUUAAAAUCAAGCAAAGGCCCACCUAAGAAGAAGCAAAAGGGCGAUCUUUUCACCGAGAAACGCCCCAAAAAGGCUGACAUUUCGGACGAUUCCGACGGCUCAGAUGAAGAAGUAAAGGAAUUGGUAAACUUUGAUGGAGACGAGGAGGGUUCUGAUUCUGGUUCUGACCUUCUGUCUGGGGACGAUGAUCCUCUAGCUGAUGACUUCCUGCAAGGAAGUGAUGAUGAAGAAGAAAUUUCUGGCUCGGAUUCUGGUGCUGGUUCAGACGGUUCAGACUCUGAUUCAGAUGACUCUGAUAUUGAGCGGAAGUCUAGAGCUCUGGAUGAACGUAGAGCAAGGGAAGAAAAGGACGCAGAGGAAGAGCUGCAAACCAAUAUUGCUGAGGAAUCGGACGAGUUCCGGCUUCCAACCGAGGAGGAACUCGAAAUUGAGGCAAAUCGCCCUCCUGAUCUUCAGAAUCUCCAAAGACGAAUCCAAGAGAUUAUUAGAGUGCUUUCAAAUUUUAAAGAUUUGAGGCAGGAAGGAGCGAAGAGGAAAGAUUAUAUUGAGCAGCUUAAGUUGGAUCUAAGUUCUUAUUAUGGCUACAACGAUUUCCUUAUGGGAGUUUUGAUAGAGAUGUUUCCAGUUAAUGAACUUAAGGAACUUAUUGAAGCUUUUGAAAAGCCAAGACCUAUAUGUUUACGAACAAACACUUUGAAGACAAGAAGACGUGAUUUGGCUGAAGUCCUGUUGAAAAGAGGAGUGAACUUAGAUCCCUUGAGCAAGUGGUCAAAGGUCGGACUGGUUGUGUAUGAUUCACAAGUGCCAAUUGGGGCCACUCCUGAAUAUAUGGCUGGGCUCUACAUGCUACAAAGUGCAAGUUCAUUUUUGCCUGUUAUGGCGCUUGCUCCCCAAGAAAAGGAGCGGAUUGUCGACAUGGCAGCUGCACCUGGUGGUAAAACAACAUAUGUUGCUGCUCUUAUGAAAAAUACAGGAAUAAUUUAUGCAAACGAGAUGAAGGAACCAAGGCUUAAGUCACUGACUGCUAAUUUGAAUCGGAUGGGGGUGUCAAACACCAUAGUUUGUAACUAUGAUGGUAGAGAGCUUCCCAAGGUUUUGGGUGUCAAUUCAGUUGAUAGAGUGUUGCUGGAUGCUCCCUGUAGUGGAACAGGGGUCAUAUCUAAAGACGAGUCAGUAAAAACGUCCAAAAGCCUGGAGGAUAUAGAAAGAAGCGCGCAACUCCAGAAGCAAUUAAUACUCAAUGCAAUUGACAUGGUUGAUGCAAACUCAAAAUCUGGGGGAUAUAUUGUUUACUCCACAUGCUCCAUGAUGAUUGCUGAGAAUGAAGCAGUCAUUGACUAUGCUCUCAAGAAGAGGAAUGUUAAACUGGUGCCUUCUGGGCUCGACUUUGGCCGCCCAGGGUUUACUCGAUUCAGAGAGCACCGGUUUCAUCCAUCAUUAGAUAAGACUAGACGGUUCUAUCCCCAUGUAAACAACAUGGAUGGGUUUUUUGUGGCAAAGCUGAAGAAAGUAAGCAAUGCAUUACCAACUGUCGCGGCUGCUGAAGCUGCGGAGUCUAUAGAGCAAGCUCCAGUGUCCGGUGAGAAAGACGCCGUUGAGUCUGUAGAGGAAGCUCCAGUGUCCGGUGAGAAGGAUGUUGUGGGCGAAAGAGUGGGGCCUUCCAAGGAAGACAGUAACAAGAAAAACAAUGCAGGUUUGAAAAAACAAGCACACAAAAAUGGGAAUGGAGUAUCCGAACCAGCAGCUGAUAAACGCAAGGAGAGGAAGUUCCCAUUCAGAAAGGAAGUCCCACGCAAAGCGGAAAUCAUAAAAGCCAGGGAGGAGAAGAGACAAGCAUUGAGGGGAACAAAAAGAAAAGCAGGAGGGAGCAAGUAG